GGAGGGGGGGAUAUUCCCAUAUAAAUAAAGCUGCACACGCCAUUUCUGUCCUUUACGCAGAAGUUACAUACUCAUUCACUUCGUUCAACUCACUCGAAGUUAAUAUUCAGAAGAAAGUGAAAUGGCUGGUAAAAAGAAUAAGGAAAAGGCUUCCAAAAAGACUGUUAAACCUGCCAAACCUGUAGAACCUGAAGAAUCUUCAGAGGAGUCGUCUUCAGAAUCAGAAAUGGAAGUUGAAGCUCCAGUUGCUACAAAAGCUAAGAAGCAGUCAAAACAAAGCAAAGUUGCUGCAAAGAAAAAGAAGGAAGAAUCCAGUGACAGUGAAGAAGAAGAAUGUAGUGAGGAAGAGGAAAGUGAUAGUGAGGAGGAAGAGGAAGUAGAAGAUAAGAAGAAAAAAGUAAAAAAAGAGACAGUAAAAGAGGAAAAGAAAGCAAAAAAAGAAGAAAAAGCCAAAAAGGUUGCUGAAUCAGAUGAUUCUGAAGAAGAUUCUGAUGAAUCUGAAGAAGAAUCAGAAGAGGAUUCUAGUGAGGAAGAUUCUAGUGAAGAAGAAUCAGAAGAGUCUCCUAAGCCAAAGCUCAAUGGAAAUGCUGAUGGUUCAAAAGAAGCUAAGAAGCGUAAAACAGAGCCAGAAAAUGGUAACGAUGCCAAGAAAGCUAAAGUUGAUGAGUCUGUAACAGUUAUGUGCAGAAAUAUUCCUGAGGAAGUGACUGCUGAGGCCUUUGAGAAAUUUCUUAAGAAGAAAGGAAUUGAAGUCUCAUCUGUUCGCAAGCGUGAGGACAGAGCAUUUGCCCACAUUGACUUGGCUAAUCCAGAUGAUCUUGAUAAAAUUUUAGCAAUGCAAAAUCUUGACUAUAAAGGGUCUGCACUGACAUUUGAGAAAGGUCGGCCCAAGAGACCAAAGGGAGAAAGAAACACGGGUGAUGAAUCAAACACACUAUUUCUGAAAAAUCUACCUUAUGAUGACUCAGAAGAUAGUCUUAGAAGCAAACUGAUGGAGAUAUUUCCUGAAGCACAAAGUGUCAGAAUUCCCUAUAAAGGAGAUUCACAUAAGGGGUUUGCGUAUGUUGAGUUUGAGAGUUCCGAUAAUGUAAAGGAUGCACUUGAAAACAAACAGGGUGUUGAGUGCGGGGACCAACGACUGUUGUUGGAUUAUGCAAACAGUCCCAAGACUGAUUAUUCACAACAAAGAGGAAGAGGAGGCUUUAGAGAUGAUGAACCAGAAGAAUCCAGUGUACUUUUAGUAAGAAAUCUGUCCUAUGAUUCAACAGAAAGCUCUUUACGGUCAUAUUUCAAGGAUGCUACUGAUAUACGAUUACCAUCAUUUCCAGAUUCUGGAAAGCCAAAAGGAAUUGCCUUCAUUGAUUUUGAUUCUAUUCAAAAUGCAAAAAGUGCUCUGACUAAAUUUGAUGGUACUAACAUUGAUGGCAGAUCUGUACGGUGCUGUUAUGCAAGAGGCAGAAAUGAUGGUGGUGGAGGUUUUGGUGGAAGACGUGGAGGAAGUUUUGGUGGUGGACGUGGAGGAGGUUUUGGUGGUGGCCGCGGUGGCGGAGGUUUUGGUGGUAGACGUGGAGGUUUUGGUGGUGGACGUGGUGGCGGAGGUUAUGGUGGUGGCCGUGGCGGUGGAGGUUAUGGUGGUGGUCGAAACAGUUUUGGUGGAACAGGAAGGAAAAAGACUUUCAGUGAUAGCGAUUGAGCAGUUUGGACAAUAAAACUGUGCCUUCCAUUGUAAAUGGAUGAUAACUGAUCAUGCCUCUUUGUUUUAUAUUCAAGCACAUUCAAUGUCUGCAGAUGAAAUCACUGUAAUUCCAGUCUUAAUAUUUGUGGACUUCCUUGUACAUAGCCAUAACUUUUUAAUGCCACUGAUGUUGUAUGCUAACUUACUGCCAUUAAAAUUAUCAAAAUAUC
Octopus bimaculoides (California two-spot octopus) is the source of this 1905-nucleotide messenger RNA. Its product is annotated as nucleolin. Lineage: Eukaryota; Metazoa; Mollusca; Cephalopoda; Octopoda; Octopodidae. The record is from RefSeq and is a predicted model, not a curated record. Gene Ontology annotation, molecular function: RNA binding.